AUGGACUCACUCGAUGACGACCCGACCAGCUUCGAAGGCGUUUUGCCUGUGAUUCCACCCGACUCCCCUCCAGUGUACAAAGACACAAAAAGCAAUGCCGCAACUGGUGCCUCCGCCGCCGGGGUUCGAGCCUUCACGGCGCAGGCAGUGGCAUUCUAUUUCCGUGCCCCGGUGAAAGCUUUCUUUCGAACAAGAGUGGAUUACCUCGCGUACGCCAAAAGCAUCAACCCAGAUAUACAGAAUGGUCGUUGGUCAUGGCGGUCCACCACACCAGGUCUGCUGGCGACGGCGAUCAAACACUACGGUUGGCGCUUUGUGCCUGAGCAAUUGGCCCUGCCCUUGUUCGCGAAUGUGGCUGUUGGGGCAGCAUUGUAUACGAGUUACCUGCAGAUUUUGGGCCUGUUGCACGAGCCCUCGGCACAUGCCAGGAAAACGGUAUAUCCGCCUCCGUCGCCGCAGAGUACUUUUCUUGCGGGAUUUGCAGCGGGCACCAUCCAAAGCGUGCUGGCAGCUCCCUUGGAUGCCCUUCAAGUGCGAUUCGAACGGCGCGGGCCAAGAUACGAGGAUAAGACCAUGUGGGAAUAUGGGAAAGGGAAAUUAAGAGAGAUCGGAGCCAGAGGAAUAUUUGCGGGUUUUGGGCUGAGCUUCUUGAAGGAUAGCUUUGGGAGUGGUGUGUUCUUUUGUGCCUUUGAAUGGGUCAAGGCGCAGGGUUACCAUGGAUAUGUGCAGUGGUACUACGGCCACAAGCUCGCAGAAGGUUGGAACGGAGAAGAGCUUGGGAUGAGGGAGAAGAAGCCAAUCCAGGCGACGGUAGACGAGCGAUUAGAGUCGAAGAGCGACCCUGAGGCAUUGCUGGUUCGGCCACAUUACGCACUUGAACCGGCUUUUCUCAUGCUGGCGGGGAUUACUGCGUCGAUCGCUCAACAGGUCGUUCUUUACCCUCUUUCGACAAUCCAGACUCUUCACUACGAGCGGCUAGAAGAGCUCGACCAAAAGGCAAUGAAAAUUACCAAUGACAACGUUCCACUGGCAAAGCGUGGACGAAUGUUGAAGGCAUACUAUCACGCCUAUCAAGAGACUUGGAAACAGGCUCGCCUGCAAGCAGUGACUGAACGGGGAAUGAGGCGAUGGCUGUUCAAAGGCUUCUGGUGGUUCACUAUCAGACAGGUUCCGAGUACGAGUGCGGGAUUGAUCAUCUUCGAAUUGGUAAGGAGGAAAUAUGGCCAGGAGGGCUUGGGUGAUGAAGUCAGGAUAUCGAGCAAAGGAAAGUAUGAUAUCCUUCUUGUAUGA
Fonsecaea nubica is the source of this 1290-nucleotide messenger RNA. RefSeq lists its product as hypothetical. Gene Ontology annotation, biological process: mitochondrial L-ornithine transmembrane transport. The transcript has a single exon. Bases 1 to 1290 code for a protein of 429 amino acids. Lineage: Eukaryota; Fungi; Ascomycota; Eurotiomycetes; Chaetothyriales; Herpotrichiellaceae. The record is from RefSeq and is a predicted model, not a curated record. Gene Ontology annotation, molecular function: L-ornithine transmembrane transporter activity.